AUGUCGGUACGACAAACUAGGCGCCAGGCCGCCCAGGCCGCUGCUGGCGAAUCGCCCAAGGUCGCAAACGAGGAACCCGUCCAACAGGCUGUGAUGAACGGAAAUGAGAACGAGGUUGCUGCGACGGGAGCCUCGGAAGACGUCCCCAAGGAGAACAUCUUCCUGUUCUUGCCCAAUCUCAUCGGCUACUUCCGCAUCGUCCUCGCGAUCGCCUCUCUUUACUACAUGCCCCUCCAUCCGCGAACCUGCUCUUUGCUGUACAGCGUAUCCUGCCUUUUGGAUGCCCUCGACGGAUACGCUGCGCGCGCUUUUGAGCAGUCGACUCGUUUCGGCGCCGUGCUGGACAUGGUGACAGACAGGUGCACGACCUCGUGCUUGCUGGUUUUCUUGUCCUGCGCCUUCCCCCGCUGGACCAUUGUUUUCCAAAUGCUGCUCUCGCUCGACUUCUCCAGCCACUACAUUCACAUGUACACCACGCUUUCCAUGGCGGGGUCCGACAGCAGCCACAAGAACGUCGACGAGAGCCGCAACAGGUACCUGUACUUGUACUACACCAACAAGACCGUUCUCUUCGUCUUCUGCGCUCUCAACGAGCUCUUCUUCAUCGCCCUUUACAUGCUGAGCUUCUCGUCACCGCGUUUUUCGCCGGCCCUGCUCAGCUCCGUGUCCAACUCGGAAGCCAUGCAGAUCCAGGCAGGUGCGCAGGUCAAUACGUCUCUGCUUAGCCACAUCUUUCCGAAUCCAUACAGUGCCGCAGCUCUCGAGCUUGCCCGCGCAAACAAGAUGGACUCGACUUUGCCGUGGGUUCUUGCUUCCAUCAGCUUCCCUGUCAUGUUCAUGAAGCAGGUUAUCAACGUCAUGCAGCUCGUGAACGCGAGCCAGUGGCUGGCCGAGGGUGACGUUGCUGCUAGACGGGCCAAGGGCCUGCCCAAGAAGAAGACAAAGAACACGUAA
Molecule: messenger RNA, 954 nt
Organism: Colletotrichum higginsianum IMI 349063
Lineage: Eukaryota; Fungi; Ascomycota; Sordariomycetes; Glomerellales; Glomerellaceae
Product: CDP-alcohol phosphatidyltransferase
Exons: 3
Coding region: 1-954 (317 amino acids)
Biological process (GO): phosphatidylinositol biosynthetic process
Cellular component (GO): membrane; Golgi apparatus
Molecular function (GO): CDP-diacylglycerol-inositol 3-phosphatidyltransferase activity
Source: RefSeq, a predicted model, not a curated record